This is a messenger RNA of Guillardia theta CCMP2712, 1212 nucleotides long. RefSeq lists its product as hypothetical. The record is from RefSeq and is a predicted model, not a curated record. Lineage: Eukaryota; Cryptophyceae; Pyrenomonadales; Geminigeraceae. Gene Ontology annotation, cellular component: membrane. Gene Ontology annotation, biological process: proton transmembrane transport. Gene Ontology annotation, molecular function: antiporter activity. The transcript has a single exon. The annotation marks the transcript as partial.
AUCGUCUCCUUGGCAGCAAAGCUUGUAGGACCUUUCUUUCCGCGCAUCGGGUUCCCUCUCAUCACAGGAUACAUCGUGACGGGAAUGGUCGCAGGACCCUACGCAUUAGAGAUCGUGAAACAGGCCGAUGUCAACGAUCUCUCUUACAUCAACAUGGUUGCUCUGGCGUACAUCACUACCUCAGCAGGAGCAGAACUUCACAUACCAGAGCUGAAGCCACUGAUCAAGGCCUUGCUUGCACAGACGACCGCAAUUGCAAUUAUUACCUUUGCUCUGGAAACUGUCGUCGUUGGCCUUCUUUCGAGCACAUCUCUCCUCUCAUGGAUAAAUCCCUUUCCUUCACAGUGCAGAUGGGCGGUUGCUACUAUCAUGGCUUCUAUCUGCAUAGCUAGAAGUCCAGCGACAGCCAUUGCGCUUGUCAAGGAAAUGCGAUGCAAAGGCAAAAUGACUUCCACCAUGUUAGGCAUCACCGUGCUAUCUGAUCUGUUCGUCUUGAUCAGUAUUUCCAUAACAACUUCAUUCGGCAUGUCUUCUUGCAAGGGUCUGCCGUUCCAAGGCGCAUCUUUGGGCAUUGUGAUUGCGAUGAUCAUCGUCUCGAUCUUGAUCGGAGUAGUGAUUGGCUUUGUCUUCAUGGGCCUCAUGAUGUUCAGCAGAUUUGAAAUGAAUGCCUUGAUCUUUCCUCUCGGAUUCCUCGUAUUUCUUGGGAGCAGCGUGUUCACAACUGAGGUCUCGAAGCGGGUGCCGGAGGAUAAGCAGAUGCAUCUUGAACCCCUCUUGAUGUGCAUUGUUGGAGGGUUCAUUUGUGUCAACUUCAGCUCCUUUCACCAUCGCUUCUGCGAUGCUCUACAAGUGGCGGCCCCCUACAUCUUUGUUCCCUUCUUCACUUUGGUUGGAGCAAGUCUUGACCUCAAGACCUUCGCAGCUUCUAUAGGGUUUGCACUCAUCGUCGCGCUCGUGCGAGCCAUAUGCAUCUUCACCGCAACCUCUUCCACAGGCUGGCUGGUGGGGCAAGAGAAAGCAACGAACCUCACGAUCUGGAUGACGCUGAUAUCCCAAGCCGGAUUCUCCCUUGGUCUUGCAUCAGAGAUUGCUCACAAGUUCGAAGAUUGGGGCAGAAAAUUUCAGGCUGUAAUCAUUUCUAUCGUUGUCAUCAAUCAGAUGACUGGGCCUGUGCUCUGCAAACUUGCACUGCGAUGGUCGGGAGAAGCAGGA